AUGGAGUCUAAAUCGGAGGUGAAGAAGGAGUCCGGUGAGUCCAGUCCGUCGGAGGCCGCCUGCCUCUGCUCCCCGGCGGCCAAGAACCAGUGCGCGAGCUGCGGCAUGGAGAUCCACGACCGGUACCUGCUGAAGGUCAACAACCUGAACUGGCACUUGGGAUGUCUGGAGUGUUCCGUGUGUCGAGCAUCUCUGCGGCAGCACAACAGCUGCUACGUGAAAAACAAAGAAAUAUUCUGCAAAGUGGAUUAUAUCAGUAGGUUCGGCACUAAGUGCGCCCAGUGUGGCCGGCAGGUGUACGCCAGCGACUGGGUGCGGCGGGCCCGGGGCAGCGUGUACCACCUGGCCUGCUUCGCCUGCUUCUCCUGCAAGAGGCAGCUGUCCACCGGGGAGGAGUUCGGCCAGGUGGAGGGCCGAGUGCUCUGCCGCAGCCACUACGACAUCAUGCUGGACAACCUGCGCCGAGCGGCAGAAAACGGGACAGGACUCACUCUGGAGGGAGCGCUGCCCUCGGAUCAGGACUGCCAACCCAAACCAGCCAAGAGGGCGCGGACAUCGUUCACCGCGGAGCAACUGCAGGUGAUGCAGUCUCAGUUCGCUCAGGACAACAACCCCGACGCUCAGACUCUACAGAAGCUGGCAGAGAUGACAGGACUGAGCAGACGGGUCAUACAGGUUUGGUUUCAGAACUGCCGAGCUCGACACAAAAAGCACCCGCCUCUGAGCGGCUUCUCCCAGAGCGCCCCGAUGUCCAGGAUGCCUCCGUCGCUGCCUGACGACAUCCACUACUCCCCGUUCGGCAGCCCGGACCGAUCACACCUGCUGGCCCUGCACGGGUACCUGGACACUCAUCCCUUCUCCGUCCUCGCCGCCCCGGGCCACUUGACCCAUCCGUCCAUCUCUUUGCCGCAGCUUCCCAUCAGCCGCUGA
Molecule: messenger RNA, 930 nt
Organism: Pseudoliparis swirei
Lineage: Eukaryota; Metazoa; Chordata; Actinopteri; Perciformes; Liparidae
Gene: lhx6b
Product: LIM homeobox 6b
Exons: 8
Coding region: 1-930 (309 amino acids)
Biological process (GO): neuron differentiation; forebrain neuron development; regulation of transcription by RNA polymerase II
Cellular component (GO): nucleus
Molecular function (GO): RNA polymerase II transcription regulatory region sequence-specific DNA binding; DNA-binding transcription factor activity, RNA polymerase II-specific
Source: RefSeq, a predicted model, not a curated record